Cuscuta europaea is the source of this 1946-nucleotide messenger RNA. The record is from the annotation of a GenBank genome assembly. Lineage: Eukaryota; Viridiplantae; Streptophyta; Magnoliopsida; Solanales; Convolvulaceae.
AAAAAAUUGAAUCCGGGAGAACGCGGAACACCACAUUGUUAAGCGACUCCCUUGUCUAGUUGUCUCCUCGGGACUUUGGUCGAUCCAUCGCUUUUCUCCUCUGCCGCAGAUCACGAUGGUUCCGCCGCCGGGGCACUCCUCUCCCAGCUCCCAAUACACCCAGCAAUUCUUGAGUAGCGUUCUCUCCCAGCGAGGCCCGGAGGCUCUGCCCUACUCGGAGGACCUCAAGUGGCUGAUCCGUCAGCACCUCCUCGCCCUCAUCGAGGCAUACCCUUCUCUCCAACCCAAGACCGGCAUCUUCACCCACAACGAUGGCCGCACCGUCAAUCUCCUUCAGGCCGACGGCACUGUCCCUAUGCUCUUCCAAGGCGUGACCUAUAACAUACCCGUCAUCAUCUGGCUCAUGGAGUCCUACCCGCGUCACCCGCCCCUUGUCUUCGUCAAUCCUACUCGCGAUAUGAUCAUUAAGCGCCCUCACCCGUUCGUCAACCCUUCAGGCGUCGUUUCCAUCCCUUUCCUUCAGAAUUGGCUUUACCCUAGCUCUAAUCUUGUUGAAUUAGCUCGCAAUUUGGGGCAUUAUUUCAGCCGCGACCCCCCUCUCUACUCCCAACGCAGACCUAAUCCAAACCCUAGCCCUUCAACCAGUGCCGGUUUUGCAAAUAAUGCAUCAAUAGGAGCUCUUUCUACUGGUCCUGCCCCAGCAAUCCGACCCACCAUACCUCCCCGUGCAUUUCCACAGUCCCCAUAUGGAACUGGCAGUGGUUCUGGGAGGGUAAUGGAUGAUCCUGCCGAUGUUUAUAAGCGCAAUGCCAUUAAUAAGCUAGUUGAGAACUUCCAUAGCGAUAUAGCAGGGUUGAGGAAGGCCAGGGAAGCUGAUAUGGAUGGCAUGUUCAAUGCCCAAUCUGCUUUGAAGCAGCGAGAUAAUCUAUUGCGCCAAGGUUUGAAAGAAAUGCAGGAUGAGAAAGAAGGAUUGGAGCAGCAGUUGCAGAUGGUUUUGAUGAACACUGAUUUACUGGAAGGGUGGGUGAGAGAGAAUGAAGCUAAGCUGAGCAAGUUGGUGAAUGUGGAGGUUGGUGAGGUUUUUGAGCCUUGUGAUGUUCUUUCAAAACAGAUGACGGAUUGCACUGCCUCAGAUCUGGCAACAGAGGAUGUGAUUUAUUCACUGGAUAAGGCGAUACAGGAUGGCGCCAUACCUUUCGAUCAAUACUUGAGGAAUGUGAGGCUUUUGUCUCGUGAACAGUUCUUUCAGCGUGCUACUGCCUCAAAAGUUAGGGCUGCGCAAAUGCAGGCACAAGUUGCUAAUAUGGCUUCCAAGGCAUCCCACUAUGCUUUAUGAUGAAGAAUGAUGAUACAUGCCAUGCAGCCAUUCAGCCGACCUCGAAUUCUUUUGGAACUAAGGCUUGGAUGUUGUUGUUGUGGACCCCAAUGCAAUCCCUUCUAUGGCUCAUCCAGUGUCCCCUGUAGGUGAUAUUCCUCAAUCUCGCUGUGCAAGAACGUUUUUGAACACCCAUUGCACCUGUCUUCUCGGUUAGUUAGAAUUUCGAAAACACGUUGUCUUUUUUUAUUGAACCCAUGUUUUUUCAUCACCACUUGCUUGUUCAGAUAUACCACAGUUCUUUGAAAAAGGAUAUUUGAGCUCAUAAUUUUGUGAUAUUGUUUUUCAAUUUUCCUCAUCCUUGGCAUUCCAUUGCAUAAACAUGUUAUUGCUUGCACAGGGCUAUAUUUAGGGUUUUGUAAUGACAGAUAGCACUACCUUUAAGUUUUUUUAAUAGUCAUUCUUUAGUGAUGAAAAGUUGUUGAGAAUUCAUCUUAUCGAUUUACCUAUUUGCAAGUCCUUGGUUCUUCUUCUAGUGAAUUUGGGAUAGUUAUUUUGUGUAUGCUCGUAGUUCCAUAAAUUUUGGAAGGUAUGCCUAAUGCCCAAUGAGGCAAGUUGUUAAGCUGCAAGG